CGUCUAGCAUGGAAGAUUUAUGGUGUUGAGUGAAUCUUCGUCUCCUUUUUUGUUUUCAGAAUAAUUCUUCACGAUGGUCCGUAAAAAACUAUUUAUCAACCUAACAGCAUCCUAUGCCAGUUGAUUAUGGAGUGAUAUUCUGUACAGUAGCCCAAUUAUUUCAUUUCUCACAACUCUCCUGUUAUUAAGCUGUUUGUAAAUAGAAAGCCAAAAUGACGGAUAAUUUUCCAUUUUUCAAGCAACAUCUGAAAUGUUUUGAGUCUGCACCAGUCAUUCAGAAUACCAACACGAGGACUGAGAUUCGCAACUGGAAGUUCAGAGUGCAGGCUGAUAUUCCACCAGGAGAAACGAUGUGUGUCAUCGGAGAUUGUGAACAGCUUGGCAGUUGGAAAAUUGAUGACGCCUUGGUUUUAACGCAGGAGAAAUCUAAUGAGAAUAUUUGGUCUGGUAUUGGCACAAUUCCUCUAACAGAAGUAUACUAUCGGUUUUUCUCAUGCAUCUUGGUGGAGCCUGACAAUUUGAGACACACCUCAAGGAAGCUCAUUGUGCGAAAGUGGGAGGCAGAUAUUUGUCCGCGAAAAAUUUCUGCUUCCAGUGAAACAAACAUGAACGAAAAUGUAGAAUCUGAAAUUUUUGGCUCAUAUGAUGGCCAAAUGGUACUAGAAAAAGGAUGGCUAACCAGUGAAACAGUAGUUCAAUUCAAGUUGUACAACAACCCAAUUCAUCUCUGGAAAAAAAAGUUGCAGAAUAGAAAAAUCCAUGUGAAAGUAACCCCUGUGAACUUAAAUCGCGGAGGCAGUGUGGAUUUGGAUAACAGCCAAUCAGAGUCAUGCCAGGAUGAAGGACUCAGCAUUGAAACAAUGGAUUUAAAUGAUAAAACAACUAAUUGGCCCAUCACGGAAGUUGCUGUUUUAAAUGAAGAAGAACGACUUUUCAAAACUCAGGGACAGUUUGGCCAUCUAUAUGAUGAAAAUGAUUAUCUUAUUUUCCAAAUACAGACUCUUCAACCUGAAACCACGGCUUAUUUAAUGGAUUUUUACGUAUACGGAUCAAAGAUCGCUGAAAAUGACCCUCCAGAUCACAUAGGAUUUAGUUACAUCUUGCCAAGUAUUCUCAAAAAUAGUGAAGGCCAAGCAAUUGUUCCUAUUACCAGCGUUAGACAGCAUCCCAUUGGGCAAAUCUCUGUGUAUUAUCUUCUUGUCCAUCCAAUCAAAGACUACAGUUGUGAUAUGAACGUUUGUUUUUCAAAGCAAUGGAAAGCAUCCUGGAGUGGCCUGAAUGUUGGUCACCGUGGAGCUGGCUCAUCUUUUAAAGUAGAGACGAAACACUGUGCUGAGGUUCGUGAAAACACAAUAGCAUCCUUAAAAGCUGCAGCAGCUGGCGGGGCAGACAUGGUUGAAUUUGACGUUCAACUUUCAAAAGACUUAGUCCCGGUCAUCUAUCAUGAUUUUCAUGUUUGUAUUUCAAUGAAAAGGAAGAAAUCAGGUUGUGAAACAGAAAUGUUGCAGUUGGCUGUCAAAGAACUAUCAUACGACCAACUUCAAAUGCUCAAGGUGUACCAUCUGAAAGAAAAUGAAAAGGAAGAAAACCGCUUUGCCUGCGAUGAUGCAGAGGAACACCAGCCAUUUCCUACGUUAAAACAAGUCUUGGAAGUUAUCGAUCCACACAUAGGCUUCAACAUUGAAUUGAAAUGGACUAUGCAACUAAAGGAUGGCACAUUUGAGCUUGAUAACCCAUUUGACAUCAAUAUCUAUCUAGAUAAAAUCUUGAAAGUGGUUUUGGAGCACAGUGGAUCCAGAAUUGUUGUUUUCCAUUGUUUCAAUCCUGACAUAUGCACAAUGUUGAGACUUAAACAAAAUAAGUAUGCUGUAGUUUUCCUAACACAAGGUGUAACAGAAAAGUAUCCCAUGUAUGCAGAUCCUAGGUGUCAGACCGUACCUACUGGAGCCCAUUUUGCUAUCAACUCUGGUCUUUUGGGUAUAAACAUUCACGCUGAAGAAAUCCUCCGUAACAAUGAUUGGGUUGCAUUUGUCAAAAAUGCGGGCUUGAUUCUCUUCUCCUGGGGUGAUGACAAUAACGAUGCUGUGAAUGUCAAGCAUCAGAAAAAGUUGGGAGUCAAUGCUAUUAUCUGUGAUCUUAUCGAUCGAGAGUGCCACAAAGAAGAAGGAGAGAGUGUAUUCCUUAUGGAAGGCAGUGAGUCUGAGAAGAAACUUUUGCUCAAGGCUGCGGCACAGCUCAGCGAUCAGUUCUCAAUCAAAGCUGACCCUAUAUUACAUAAGGAGGAGAAGAAGGACAAUGGACUUGCAGAAAAUAAUUCCACUGGUAUACUUUCAGACUCAAGUGCAUAAGAUUACCUGCCAUUUGCAUCAAAGGUUUGAACAAGAGGAAGGCAUGUAAUGUAACCUGGAAUUAUUUUACUCAUCCUCUCAUUAAGUUAUUUAUUUCUUUCACACUUUCUUUUCAUCUUUCUCAUGUUUGCAUUAUCAAUCUACCUGAGCAGGGGUGCAAAAAGUGCUCCGUUGGCCAAUCCUUGGAGAAAUGUAAAGGCACCCUAAAAGGGAAAAACUGUUGAAGGUAGAAUGCAUUUCUAUGAAGAAAAUUAUCCAAUGAAUUAUUUUCCAUAAAGGAAACUACCUAAUCUCAUUGCUUUUGGCAAAGAAAACUAUGUAAAGUGUUCUUUUAUGCUAAGGAAACAGUGAAGCGCGCAGUCUUGUAUGGACAAAAAUGUGAAGGGAAAGUAUGUAUUCUUAUCAUGACAGCAAUGAGAAGGCCGCCUCAAAAAAUGUGGAGGCAAAGGACUUUCUACACCCCUGUACCUGAGAUUUUUUGGUGACUAGAUUUAAUUCGUUUAUGUUGUUGAAUGUGUCAAAUCAAGACUGAAGAAAUUUAAAAUUAUUUAACUUGCUCAGUGUCAAGCCAGGCAUAGCAACCCUCUUUAAAGUUUCUGCCACUGGCUGAAAUGUCGUUAAUAACCGUAAGCACUUGUGUGUAUCACAUUGCGAAGGAAUAACAGUGCCAUUUAUGGGUUCAUCAUAAACCAAUCAUGAAGUACUUGACAUUGAUGCAGCGUUGAUGUUACGGAUGCAGCUGUAAUAGUAGCUUCUAGCCUUUACUUACUACCAGACGCAUAAGUGGAGAUUAUGUUAAUACCACUUCUACUUGUCAAUUAAAAAGAAAAAAAUUGUCUCUAACUUGAAAAUUAAUGAAUUUUUCUACACGUUGCAGUACUAAAUAAAAUCUUCCUGUUGGAGAAAUAUUUUAAAUUAACUUACUUCCAGCUGUUCGUUUUCUUAAUAAGAAAAACAUUGGCAUUCAUAAUCCACAGACUUAUUUUGAGAAAAUUGUUGAUCCUUGUCUUCAGUUUCUAUUCUCUUAGCCUUGAGAUUGCUUUUUCAAAGUGAAAUAAGUGAGAUGAAUCUUUUUUAUGAAGUUCCUGUUUACUAAAGCUUUUGUAUCGGCUACAGACGUUUUAGUUUAGGACAGCUUUUCUGAUGUUGGACUUAAUGGAACUCAAUAUAAUUGUAGCUAUCUGAAGUUUCUAGACAACUGAAAUUUACAAGAAGGAGAUUUUGUCUGAUCUCAAUCAACAGACUUAUCUAUAGAGUAUUCUUUUUGUAUGUUUAGAACUAAUUACUUACGCUCUACCAUACAAGUUUACUGUAGAAGUACAAAGUGCAUACUUAGUUUAUUUUGUGCUGAUGAAACAAUUGAAAGAUCAAAUAAGACCCUUGCAAAGUAGAGAAAGUAAAAAAAUAAUGAGAAAACAGGGCAAAAAUCAUAUAAAUUUAGUUAAAGUAUAUACCAUGUUUGAUAUGCUUUUUUCAUAUUUAGUUGUAAAUUUAGUUGUUCUCAUUCAAAAACUACAAUUCAUUGCUCAAUGAUUUCUCUUGCAAAGUUUUGUAAAAUUUGAAAGAAAAUGAGAGAAUAUUCAAUGUGUGUGUACUAACACUAAAAGUACAUUAUUUGUUGAAUUUGUAACAAGAAAUGCAGCUCCACUGUCUUCAAAUCUGUUCUUUGGAAGUACUCAGAAACAGAAAAAAACUGUUUUUAUUAAUUUGAAUUCCUAAGUCUGGAAUUUAACCCUGAACAAAACAAGCUCUCUCACAAGUCCAUUCUGCAUUAUUUUGAUGUGAAAAGUGAGAGAUUCACAAGCAAGUAAGACAUCAUAACUGCAUGCCUGGUUCUCCCCGGCAAGCAACCCAGGGAGUUUCUAAGCGGUUGCAAAUAUUGACCAGAAGAAAGAGAUAGGAAAGGAUUUUUUUCUCUUUUUUUUUAAAGAAACAAAUUAAUAGUUAUGUUGGUAAGUUUUGAUGGAAAAUAGGUCAAUCUUGCUCAAAAUGGGACAUCAUAUUUUGACAAUUUUCCAGAGUAGGCCCUUUUUGGUACUUAUAUAAUCUGUCCCGCUGGUACCAACUUAGGAAUGGCAUAAUUCUCAUUAUUUCGAAGCAGCAAAAAGUGAAAUCCAGGUAUGUAUAACUGUUUAUGCAAACAGCUGCAACUGAGGCAACAUUUCAACCUCAUAAGUGACAUUAAGAUUUUGCAUCUUGAAUGAAUACAGUUUUAUCUUCUACUUCCAUUUCAUUCAAGCCACCUUUCUCGAGAGAAGUCAAUUUUUUGUGCUUUUUUACCCCUGUAUUCAGUUUUUUGUUGAGUUUUAAAUUGGAUGAUUCAAGAGUUUUAAUACUAUUUUAAGAUAGCUCAGCAGUCUGCUGAGCACAGACGAAGUGUCAAAUAUGAUAAAUAAGCAUGUCCUCUUUUUGUACCCUUUCCGGAAGAGAGUGUUUAAUUUCUAAUCAAUUAUGAAUUUAUAUGAUUAAAUUAUGUUUUUCUGGUGCUUCCAGUAGGCAGUAUGGCUUCCUGGUGCUUCUCCUGUAAGGCGCCUAAUGGAAUUUCAGGUUCUUGUAACUUCUAAUCAGAAAAAAAUUUAGUAACUGUGAUAGUAAAUUGUAAAACUUUUUUUUUCUGUCUCUAUAAAAAAUUUAGGACUUGUUUUCUUAUUAUUAAAGAUUAUUAUCUUAGAUACUUUUUGUAUACUAGAAAAAUAGAAGCAGCCCCCAUUCCAUUCAAGUUUCUGAGACGUGCCUAAUAUUGUGUGUUGUACAUAAGAUUAACAUUGUGUUUGUGUGAAUCUGUCUAUUCAAAAAAUUCUUGCUUCCUAGAAUGGUUAGAAGCUUCCCAAUAAUCUGGAUGUCGGAAUUCUUGAGAGAUUUGACUGUUUGCAGCUUUAUUUAUUAAUUCAUUUUCUUUAAAAAUAUAUCCAUUUGUUCAUUCUAUGUUUUCAGUGGUGUAGUAAGGGAGGGAGGUCUAGGGGUCUGGCCUUCUAAACCCCUUCAUGACUUGAAAAUCCUUUCAAGAAAAUGUAAUUCUUUGUGUUUAUAGGGGUCUUUACUCUUUACCCUCCCCCCAUCACCCUUGAGAUUUUUGACCAUUGACACCCAUCCCCCCUGAUAAAUUUCCAUCUAUAUCACUGUAUGUUUUUUUCAUAUAUCCUUGCUAGUUCGACUUUACUGUAUUUUGAUUCCAUGAAGAUAAUUUUGAAGUGCUAGAUUCAGACGAAUCGAGUUUGAAUUUUUUUUUUAGUUUUGUUUGAUUUCCUUAGCUCUUAGAGUCAGAUUCAAAUGUAUCCUUCUUUAGUUAAGUUGCAUGGUUUGUGAAGAUAAGGAGUGUCUUCCUUGUUUGUAUGUUAAAUGUUUGGUGCAAAGGUGAAACAAGUAAUUUUCCUGGGAGUAUGAAAGUGACUUUAAUAUCCAGCAACAUAGUCUUUGUAGCAAUAUUUAAUGUUACAAAAACUGCUCAUCUUAGUCUCAAAUCAAUGAAGCAUCAACCUGCAAGACUUACGAAACAAACAAAUUUUUAGGAAACUCAUGUAAACAUACUUGAGGACUACCGAUGUUGCAUUACAUUCCAAACACCAAAUCCAGCCUGAUUUUUCUUGACUAUGGUUAUAAAGCCAUACUAGUUGCACACUUGUGCACCAGAUACUUUCAGAGAGAAACUAAUGACUCGCUUUCUCAGAGCAACGUCACUGAGUUUGGCAUCUGUAUUUCAAGCUCAAAGUCUAUCACAACUUCUCUCCUAGAAAAUCCAGCUUCACAUGAUUUUCAUCUAUAUGUAGGCAUAAUCUCCUUUGAAAAUUAUACUUGUAAAUAACCUUUACCGGGUUUAUCAGUAUGUGUCACAGUGUUUCUUGAGUCUGAUCUAGUGUGUCAGUUAUAAAAGGAAUUUUUUAUGAAAAGAAUAUAUUUUUUUCAGAAUGUAUCAAUAAAUCAGAAUUUAGUUUUUUGUAAAUAAGACUUUCGUUAAUAUUGAAAAAGUUACUACAAACAAUUUUAUUAUUGUUAGGUUUUUCGUAUCUCUGGAGCUGUUAGUAUCUUAAAAUACAUAAGAUCUGCUUUAACAGGAUUUUGAAUCAGUAUUCGUUCUUGUGUUGUAAUGGCUGACGUGUGUGAUGAAUCCUCAGUAUCAGAUCAGAUUUUUUUCAAGACUUAAAAUAACAUCAGUUUAACCUGGAAAUAUCAAAAUGAGAGUAUUUUAUUCCCAAGAAAUAUUGUAAGGAAAAUAAUGAUCAUGCUGGGAGUCUUGUAGGCUCCCUAAAGUUAUCACAUUAUUUUUUUCCGAAAACCUUUUUUGAAGCUAUCAGUAGUGUGGUUUCUCAUUGUGUCGGAAACCGCCUUGCGGAAGCUUUUCAGUACUUUUUGAGAUUAAUACUCAUUUUUCCGCAACUAUCCAUGACUUAAUCCAAUACUUUACAAAAUAGGACGUUUCUGUAAUUUUAUCAUAAAUUUUGAAUGAUAUUUUGCAAUCAUUGGUGCCUAGUCUAAAAUACAAAGCGUUCAACUAAAAGUGAGAAUACAUCUUCUCUUUCUCUAUUUUUUCUUUUUCAUUGCAAGAAAAAAAGGGAAAACGGAAUUGAAAAUCAUCUUUUACUGAAAUAUCUAAAUAACUUCUGUUUGUAAAAAGUGUAUAGACUUUUUCCUAUUCUACAGAAAAAUUGUUCAACAUUUUCAAUAUUUUUGGUACAGCACAUUGCGCAUGCCAGCUAAGCCAUUUGGUAUGUUUUCUUUUAUUUAUUUAUUUAUUUUUGAAAACCCCUUGCAAUUAAUUAGAACAUGUAAUGAAGGCCUUGUUUGGUGUGAGGCAUACUUAUCCCGGUUUCAGAAUAAUUAUCAGUUAUUCAGCACUUCUCUUCAGAUGGCAGCACAGGAAUUUCCUUCUGAAAAAAUUAUCUUGGUUUUUUUGUGUAAUCUCUAUGACUCAUUCAAUACUAGCGCUAGAUUUUAUUUUUGGUUUCUCUAAAGUCAUUGGUGCUGCCAUUUUUUGUGUUAUCAAGGAUAAAAAAAGAAAUGUGUCAUGGUCUGAGCCUGUAAUCAGGUCAAAUAGAAGCUUCAACCAUGUACGCCAAUCUCACAUUUAACUGACAUCAAAAGCGCCAUUUUUUUAAACUUGAUAAAAUGUAUUAUGUUUAAAGAAAGUAAUUAAAUUGAUCUAAUCAAUAUAACUUGAAGCAAUUGUGUAUAAAUAAACCGUGUCAAACACUUGUUUCAUUAUUUAUCAUUUUGUUAAUACAUAUUGAGUUACCUAUUA
Messenger RNA from Bemisia tabaci, 7584 nucleotides. Its product is annotated as glycerophosphocholine phosphodiesterase GPCPD1. Gene Ontology annotation, molecular function: starch binding; glycerophosphocholine phosphodiesterase activity. The record is from RefSeq and is a predicted model, not a curated record. Gene Ontology annotation, biological process: glycerophospholipid catabolic process. Lineage: Eukaryota; Metazoa; Arthropoda; Insecta; Hemiptera; Aleyrodidae.